Cuscuta campestris is the source of this 1920-nucleotide messenger RNA. The record is from the annotation of a GenBank genome assembly. Lineage: Eukaryota; Viridiplantae; Streptophyta; Magnoliopsida; Solanales; Convolvulaceae.
CUAAGAAAACACAUUUCCAUGUUUAUCACCGCAAUUACAUUGCAAUCUGUCUACUCUCAAUUAAAUUAAAAUCCCCAAUCUACCCCUCAUGCUCUGCAAAUGGUGGCUCUCCAAUGGCUCAGCUUAGUGGCGGCGAUAUGGCUGCAGUCGGUGAACGGCACCAACUUGAACUUCCCGGCGUACUCCUCCCGCCUCAAACAGCUCCUCUCCUUGUCCCAGGUCCAGCUCAACGACCUCGCCUUCGCCAACGACGCCGGAAAACUCUUCGGCUGGUUUUCCGGCAUAGCCGCCGCCUACCUCCCCCUCUGGCUCGUCCUCCUCAUCGGCUCCUCCCUCGGCUUCGUCGGCUAUGGCGUCCAGUACCUCUUUUUAAUCAACCGAAUCAGUUCCCUGUCUUUCCAGCAAGUCUUCCUCCUCACCGCCGUCGCCGGAAACAGCAUUUGCUGGAUCAACACCGUCUGCUACAUCGUCGCCAUACGAAACUUUCCGCUCGACAGCCAGGUCGCCGUCGGGAUAUCCACCAGCUACGUCGGCCUGAGCGCCAAGAUUUUCACCGACGUCGUUGAGGCGGCGAUCGGCGGGUCGGCGUCUCCGGACGACAGAGCCGGAGCUUAUCUUCUGCUCAACUCUGUUCUGCCGUUGGUUGUCUCCGUCGUGGCCUCCCCCUUCACCAGAGACGCCGAGAUCGGGAAAUCAAGAAGCCUCGCCGGCGGGUUCGGCCUGAUGUUCGUGAUUACAAUUGCCACCGGAAUUUAUGCCGUGAUCACAAGUGUGGGUUCUUCUUCCUCUUCGAUUUCAAGAAGCUUGAACUUGGCCGGCAUGGCGGUUUGGAUGGCGAUUCCCCUGCUCGUCCCGGUGACAGAGCAGAUCAAGGAGGCGUGGCAGGGGAAGUGUCUGUUAAGGCGGGACGUGGGAGUUUGUAAGAAGAACAAUUUACCUGCGGCGGGGGAGGAGGGAGGGGCGGCGGCGAAGGAGGAAGAGGGGAUUGGUGAGAGGGAAGAAAUGGGAGCAAUGGGGAUGGUGAAGAAGGCUGAUUUCUGGAUAUAUUACAUGGUAUAUCUAUUUGGGGCGACAUUGGGGCUGGUGUACAUGAACAAUUUGGGGCAGAUUGCGGAGUCCCGCGGCUGCGCCGCCACGGCGUCGCUGGUGUCGCUGUCGUCGUCGUUCAGUUUCUUCGGCCGCCUUCUUCCGUCUCUCUGUGACUCGAUCAUCUUCUCCAGGUCAAGGUCGUCGGGAAACCAGCCAGCCGGACGGGAAGAGAGCAAAAUAUCGAGAGCGGCGAGCAUAGGGGCGGCAAUGGCGCCGAUGUGCGGGGCCUUCUUCCUGCUCCUCCACGGCAGCCACAUAUGCCUCUACAUAAGCACGGCGGUGAUAGGGACGUGCACCGGCGCAAUCACCUCCCUGGCCGUCUCCGCCACCGCCGAGCUCUUCGGGGCCCGCAACUUCGGGGUCAACCACAACGUCGUCGUCACCAACAUCCCCAUCGGCUCCUUCCUCUUCGGCAACGCGGCGGCCAUCGUCUACAAGAGGCAAGGCCGCCGCCAUGCUCACGGCGGCGGCGGCGGCGGCGGUUGCAUGGGGACCCAAUGCUUCCACGCCACGUUUCUGCUGUGGGGUAGCCUUUGCUCAUUGGGCACGUGGUUGGCGCUCCUUUUACAUGCAAGGACUAGACGCUACUUUGCUUCUCCGCCAGAAAUUCAAGAAAUAAAUUAAGUAAAAAAAAUUGUAAAUUAGUCUCUUUCGAAUUUAAUUAAUUAGUUGUCAUCUUAGGUGUUAGCUAGCUUAAUUAAGUUUAAUGUUUAAGCGUACGGAACCUCGAGGGUAUCUGUGCCAUAGUACUGGUUUUUUUAAAGACCAUACUCCUUAUGAGAAAACAUAUAUUUAAACAUAAUAUAAAAUUAAUAUAAUUGAGUUCAUUUA